UUACACCUCCAAGCUUUGCUAUAUAAAUAAGUGUUGUUACAUUGCAAUAUAAACAUAACAUAACAAAACAAAGAAGAAGAAAAACAAAAACAAAAAGAGAAGAGAAAUAUGGGUUUUACUGAGAAUCAAGUGGCUUUGGUGAAUAGCUCAUAUGAAUCAUUCAAACAAAACCUUCCUACCUAUAGUGUUUUGUUCUACACUAUUAUAUUGGAGAAAGCACCUGCAGCAAAAGACUUGUUCUCCUUUUUAAAGAAUGGUGUUCAAGAUAGUCCUCAACUUCAGGGCCAUGCUAUUAAGGUUUUUGGAUUGGUGCGUGACUCAGCUGCUCAACUUCUAGCAAAAGGUACAGUAGUUUUAGGAGAUGCUACAUUGGGUGCUGUUCAUGUUCAGAAGGGAGUUGUUGAUCCUCAUUUUGUGGUGGUUAAAGAAGCUUUGCUACAAACAAUAAAGGCAGCAGCAGGGGACACAUGGAGCGAAGAACUCAACACUGCUUGGGAACUCGCCUAUGAUGGAUUGGCAAUUGAAAUUAAGAAGGCAAUGAGUUGAACUUUGGGUGAUAUAUUUAAAAUUAAUAAAUACUAUAUAUGUAUUACUAAAACUUGUUAGUAACAAGUUUCUAUAAUAAAGGAACUACCAAAAAGUUCUCUAUAAUAAAUGUAAACGUUAUUCAAAAUAAUUAUGCAAUAUUAUUCGUGUUUAUGCUAGUGAA
Molecule: messenger RNA, 709 nt
Organism: Cicer arietinum (chickpea)
Lineage: Eukaryota; Viridiplantae; Streptophyta; Magnoliopsida; Fabales; Fabaceae
Product: leghemoglobin-1-like
Molecular function (GO): oxygen binding; heme binding
Source: RefSeq, a predicted model, not a curated record